AUGCCCAUCCGAGUCUUGGUCCACGCCUACCGCAAACCUGGUCUCUCCACCGAGGACUUCAAGAAACAAUAUGAAGCCCACGUCGACCUCAUCAAGCGAAUCUCCGGUAAUGAUUUCCCUCUCUCCCACAAGCGCACAUAUAUGGUGCGCCAGUCUGUCGACGUUGCUCCUGAGGGAGCUAGUUCUCGCAAUCCCACCACCCCGGCCGUUGUCCUUGCCGGUCAGCAAUCAGACUUCGAUUUUGAUGCAUAUGCAGAACUUACUUUCCUUAACGAGGAUGCAUUUCGGGCUUUCGGUCUGAAGAUUCGUGCACCUGAUGCUGCGGCUCAGAUUGCGGCGGAUGAAGAACAAUUUUUAGAUCGUUCGAAGUUGGGGAUUGUGAUGCUUGGGGAUGUUUCUGAAACGUCCUGA
Messenger RNA from Penicillium odoratum, 411 nucleotides. Its product is annotated as EthD domain-containing protein. Bases 1 to 411 code for a protein of 136 amino acids. The record is from RefSeq and is a predicted model, not a curated record. The transcript has a single exon. Gene Ontology annotation, molecular function: oxidoreductase activity. NCBI's taxonomy places the organism in Eukaryota, Fungi, Ascomycota, Eurotiomycetes, Eurotiales, Aspergillaceae.